Messenger RNA from Lytechinus pictus (painted urchin), 306 nucleotides. RefSeq names its product paired box protein Pax-2-like. The transcript is spliced from 2 exons. NCBI's taxonomy places the organism in Eukaryota, Metazoa, Echinodermata, Echinoidea, Temnopleuroida, Toxopneustidae. Gene Ontology annotation, molecular function: DNA-binding transcription factor activity, RNA polymerase II-specific; RNA polymerase II cis-regulatory region sequence-specific DNA binding. Bases 1 to 306 code for a protein of 101 amino acids. The record is from RefSeq and is a predicted model, not a curated record. Gene Ontology annotation, biological process: regulation of transcription by RNA polymerase II; anatomical structure development.
AUGGCUUUCCUGCCGAGCCAAGCAGCAUCAUGCCAGCGACAGACCACGCCGCCAGGUGCCCCGCACAACCCAGUCACCAUGUCGAUGGUAAUGGAUUUUCACCGACGUGCCACGCUCACACACGGUGCAUGUAAGAGUCAUGGGGGCGUAAAUCAACUAGGGGGUGUGUUCGUUAACGGUAGACCGUUGCCCGAUGUCGUCCGCCAGCGCAUUGUCGACCUCGCACACAGUGGCGUCAGGCCGUGCGACAUCUCAAGACAACUACGGGUCUCACACGGUUGUGUAUCGAAAAUUCUCGGCAGGUAA